AGUGCCUGUUGCUACCUUUACCCUCAACAGACGUAAAAUUUACUGUAUCAGACGAACGAAUUUUAGGCUAGAUACAUACGAGCUGAACAGUCCGCCAGACAAAAACGCAAGACACCCAGGACCCGAUCGAUCGAAAACCCCGCAACCAGAAGAGCAACAUGUCGGCGAUGCAGGUAGAUGAGCACCAGAUCGAUGAGUCUCUUUACUCUCGACAGCUCUACGUUUUGGGUCAUGAGGCCAUGAAGCGCAUGGCAACCUCGAACGUGCUAGUCGUCGGAAUGAAAGGGUUGGGAGUCGAGAUUGCCAAGAACAUCGUAUUGGCUGGUGUAAAAUCGGUCACGGUGUAUGACCCCUUCCCGGUCGAGGUGGCAGAUCUGGGUUCGCAGUUCUUCCUUCGAGAAGCCGAUGUUGGCAAGCCCCGAGGAGAGGUGACCGUACCCCGCCUUGCCGAGCUGAACAGCUACGUGCCCGUAACAUUGCUGGAGGGGGAAGGAGAGGUCACCACCGACAUGGUCAAGAAGUUCCAGGUCGUUGUCUUGACAAACACCACCUUGAGCAAGCAGAUCGAGAUCGACGAGUUCUGCCACAACAAUGGGAUCGCUUUUAUCGCCGCCGAUGUUAGAGGACUCUUUGGUUAUGCCUUCAACGACUUUGGUUCAAAAUUCACCUGCGUUGACCCUACCGGUGAGAACCCAUUGAGCGGAAUCGUGGCUAGCAUUGACAAGGAUGGAGAUGCUGUUGUGACGUGUCUGGAUGAGCAGCGACACGGUCUCGAAGACGGUGACCAUGUUACUUUCUCCGAAGUCAAAGGCAUGACCCAGUUGAACGGCUGUGAGCCGAGGAAAGUGACGGUUAAGGGGCCUUACACCUUUACUAUCGGGGACACCACCAGCUUCGACGACUAUGUUAGCGGUGGACUUUUCACCCAGGUCAAGAUGCCUAAAGACAUUGCUUUCAAAACUCUAAAGCAAUCCUUGAAGGAGCCUGAGUACUUCAUGACCGACUUUGCCAAGUUCGACCGUCCCGCCACUCUGCACGUCGGUUUCCAGGCACUGUCAUCCUUUGCCGACCAGCACGGUCGCUUGCCUUCCCCUCGUCACGAACAUGAUGCCAAGCAGGUCGUCGAGAUCGCACAAAAGAUCAAGGCAGACCUCGGUCUCGAGGACGAGCUUGACGAGAAGGUCAUCACCGAGCUUGCCUACCAAUCUCAGGGAGAACUUUCCCCCAUGUGUGCCGUUAUUGGAGGAUUCGUCGCCCAGGAGGUACUCAAAGCAUGCAGUGCCAAGUUCCACCCAAUGGUGCAGAACAUGUACUUUGACUCGCUCGAGUCGAUGCCCGACCAGAUCCCUACCGAGGAGGAGUGUGCACCUGUUGGCAACCGAUACGACGGUCAGAUUGCGAUCUUCGGAAAGACCUUCCAGAAGAAGAUCCAAGAAACCAGGGAAUUUUUGGUCGGAUCGGGAGCUAUCGGAUGCGAGAUGCUGAAGAACUGGAGUAUGAUGGGUCUGGGUUCCGCCGGAGAUGGAUGCAUCCAGGUCACCGAUCUCGAUACCAUUGAAAAGUCCAACUUGAACAGGCAGUUCUUGUUCCGUGCUAAGGACUUGGGCAAGUUCAAGUCGGAGAGCGCUGCUGCCGCUGUCGCCGAGAUGAACCCCGACCUCAAAGGAAGGAUCAUCAGUCACCAGGACCGAGUCGGGGAGGACACGGAGGACAAGUAUGGCGACGACUUCUUUGCCAAGAUUGACGGUGUCACCAACGCUCUGGACAAUGUUGCGGCUCGGCAAUACAUGGACCGCCGAUGCGUGUACUAUCAGAAGCCAUUGCUUGAGUCAGGAACAUUGGGUACCAAGGCGAACACUCAGGUCGUGAUCCCCUUCAUGACAGAGUCCUACUCGUCGUCUCAGGACCCUCCCGAAAAGUCGAUCCCUUCGUGUACCGUCAAGAACUUCCCCAACGCCAUCGAACACACCAUCCAGUGGGCUCGAGAGCAAUUUGACGCCUUGUUCGUUAACCCUCCCAGCAAUGUGAACCUGUUCCUUUCGCAGACCAACUACGUGGACACCCUGAAGUCCUCGGGCCAGCAGUACGAGACGCUGAAGACCAUCUUGGAGUUCUUGAAGACGAAGAAGCCCACUAGCUUUGAGGAAUGCAUUAAAUGGGCACGUCUCCAGUUUGAGGAGGACUACAGCAACAGCCUGAAGCAGCUUCUAUUCAACCUUCCCCGGGAUCAGGUUACGUCAACGGGCCAGCCCUUCUGGUCGGGUCCCAAGCGAGCGCCCGAGCCCCUCGAGUUCAGCGCCGAAAACCCCGUCAUGUUGGAUUACAUCGUUGCUACUGCCAACCUCCACGCCUUCAACUACGGCUUGAAGGGAAACAACGAGCCCGAUUUCUUCAAGAAGGUGCUAUCAACGAUCGAUGUACCCAAGUUUAACCCGAAGGAGGGUGUCAAGAUCCAGGUCAACGAGAAUGAGCCUGUUGCCAACGAGUCCAGCGGAGACGAGGAUCUCGACAAGGUUCUGGUCGAACUGCCCAAGCCGAGCGAUAUGCCCGGUUUCAGGUUGACUCCUGUCUCGUUUGAGAAGGAUGAUGACACCAACUUCCACAUCGCCCAAAUCACCAGCGCUUCCAACCUGCGAGCCAUCGCUUACGGUAUCUCCCCGGCGACUUCCCACACCACCAAGCAGAUCGCUGGUAAGAUCAUCCCUGCCAUUGCCACUACCACGGCUUUGGCGACGGGAAUGGUUUGUCUCGAGUUGUACAAGAUUAUUGACGGCAAAAAGGACAUCGAGAAGUACAAGAACGGUUUCGUCAACUUGGCGCUGCCCUUCGUCAGCUUCUCGGAGCCUAUCGCACCACCCAAGUUUGGUCCUCCCGAGAAGAACUGGACCUUAUGGGACCGCUUCGACGUUCAAGAGGGGACUUUGCAGGAGUUCAUCGACCACUUCAAGGCCCAGGGUCUGAAUGUGUCGAUGAUCUCCAGCGGUGUCAGCAUGCUUUGGUCAAACUUUACCCCUCCUCAAAAGGCCAAGGAGCGUCUUCCAAUGAUGAUGUCGGAAGUGAUCGAGAACGUUUCCAAGAAGCCUAUUCCUCCUCAUCAAAAGGCGGUGAUCGUCGAGAUAAUGGCCGAGGACGACGACGACGAGGAUGUCGAGACUCCCUACGUCUUGGUUCAUCUGAACAGGAACUGAUCAAAUCGGAAAUGUGUUGUGUCCCUGAUGUCAAUGCCCAUGUAGUCUAC
Molecule: messenger RNA, 3238 nt
Organism: Filobasidium floriforme
Lineage: Eukaryota; Fungi; Basidiomycota; Tremellomycetes; Filobasidiales; Filobasidiaceae
Exons: 23
Coding region: 159-3188 (1009 amino acids)
Biological process (GO): DNA damage response; protein ubiquitination; ubiquitin-dependent protein catabolic process
Cellular component (GO): cytoplasm; nucleus
Molecular function (GO): ubiquitin activating enzyme activity
Source: RefSeq, a predicted model, not a curated record